UGUUUCGUGUAUACUGUAUUUUCUUCACCCCCAAAUCAACGAAGUGUGACUGUUGUCUGCUUCUGAUCACUGUAAUAACCCAGUCUCGCUUUCAAUAUCACUUUAUGGAGAUAUUUUAAUAUGUUGUAGGCCUAUCCGUGAAAUUUGAGAUCUUUCUGUCGUUAAUAUGAGAUACAAGCUUCGAGGCAGGCCUGAUCAUGUGAGUUUGUGUUGGUAAUCAAAGUUUUUGGACUUCCGGGUUGAUUCUACCACUUGAUACUCUUGAAAAUGUUGGUUCGCGAUAUGUCAACGUGCUUUGGAUGACGAUCAGUGCGUCAUUUAGAAUAGGCCUACCCAAUGCAGGUACAUUUUUUUUUACUAGACAUGUCCAAAUCUGAAAGUCACUUGCAGUGAUAUAUGAUAACGACGACGAGACAUCACUUGCAAUGGGGGCCGCUUGUCAAAAAGAGAAUAACUGGCAGACUGAAAUAUUUUUGAGGAAAUUAAGCUCCAGGAACAAAAAUUAUGAUAAGCAGACAGAUAACGCCGAUGGCAAGUCAGCCAAGUCAGUGAUAAUCGAACUCAGUAAGAAGGAACAGAAUGAACAAAAGAAGACAAUCGUUGUUCCUGAUGGUGAUUUUCUUCUCUACUGGUUGACAGUGGUCAGCAUCGCUGUGGUGUAUAAUCUCUGGGUGUUGAUUGCCCGUGAGGCCUGGCCAGAGCUCCAGGAUAAGAGUCCCGUUGGUUGGUUCCUUGCGGACUACUUCUGUGACUUUAUCUACAUUCUUGACAUCGUGGUCCAGGCCCGUACUGCGUACCUAGAGCAUGGUCUCCAUGUUGUAGAUGAGAAGAAACUCCUGAGACAUUAUGUCCGAUCCAGGUACUGCAUCAUAGACACCCUCUCUCUCCUACCAACCGAUCUAUUCUAUCUCCUGGACACUAGGCAUCUACAUCCUAUUGUUAGAUGUCCAAGAUUUAUUCGGGUCUACAGAUUCUAUGGGUGGUAUGUAAAAGUCGAGUACAGAAUACAGUUUCCGAAUGUCUUCCGUGUCUUAAAUCAUAUCCACAUACUGCUGUUAGGUCUUCACUGGACUGGUGCGAUAUAUUAUCUUAUCAGCACAAGUAACGCAAUUGUAGGAGCAAACUCACAACCAAAUGAGUGGGUUUUGUCGGAUCCCCUCGGAAGGAAUGCAACGUUGGUUCAUAAAUACCUAACAUCUUUCUACUGGUCAACAUUGACAUUGACCACUAUAGGCGACCUCCCGUCUCCCAGCUAUGGGAUUGAGUAUGUCGUGCAAAUAGUUGGUUAUCUGGCUGGUAUUUUUAUCUUCGCUUCAGUUGUAGGACAGGUCAGUGCCAUCAUCUCCAAUCGUAAUGCAACUCGGAUGGACUUUGAGCGCCAAGUAGAUCAUGCUAAGAGAUACAUGAGAAGAAACAAUGUUCCGAGAUCACUUCAAUUACGAGUACUAAGAUGGUAUGAUUACACAUGGUCAAGAGGGGCCACUCAUGGACAAUGUGAUGUUAAUUCCUUAGGUCUUCUCCCAGAUACACAUCGCACAGAACUCGCUCUUCAUGUCAAUCUACAAACACUUAAAAGGGUUUCUCUUUUCAAGGUAUGUCCACCAGAAAUCUUGCCUGAUUUAGUUCUUCGGAUGAAAUUCCGCAUAUGUACCCCUGGUGAUAUAGUUUGUAAGCUAGGGGCGAUCGCACGGGAGAUGUUCUUCAUAUCGGAUGGCCUUUUCAAAGUUACUGAUGGUACAGGUCGGAUAGUAGCUUCUCGGGCUUCUGGUGAAUACUUCGGAGAGAUCGGCAUACUCAACUUGAAAGAAAAUAGUUACAGGAGGACGGCUAACGUGCAAUCGGUGGGAUUCUCCGAGCUCUUCACACUGUCUAAAGAUGACAUCAUUGACGUUCUUAAAGAUUACCCAGCAGUUAUGAACACGAUACAAGAAGAAGGGAUGCGAAGACUCGAGACAUUGAGGCCACAGCCCAACAAAAUCGAGAAUGACGCCGGUGAUGGUCACUCUGAAACGAAUGUUGAUGACGAUACUGAUGAUCAAGUCAGUAAAGACACAGCAAUUCUUGCAUUUGAUCCACCAGAGGGAACCACCAAACACCAAGAAGAUAAAGCAGAAGUACAUGACCAAGGCCAGAAUUCAUUAGGAACACAACGGGUUAGCGUAGUCGAAACCGAAGUACAGGCCAAAAACAUGACAUCGUCAACAACCUUGGGAUUGGAGGAAACACGAUCGGACCAAAUUGGUCCAUUCGCUCAAGUGGUAAGGAUUAUGGAAGAAGAAAGAAACACUCUGAGAGAGAAGAAUAGGACACUGCAACAAGAUAACGAGUCUAAACACGCAAAUAUUCUAGCACUUGAAAAUCGAAUAGCUGAAUUCGAGGAAAUGCAAUGGACAACAACGGACAGAAUAAAGACACUCGAACGAGAGAGCGAGUCAAAGGAAGCAACCAUUCAAGAACUGAAGAAACAAAUAAAAUUAUUAGAGGAUGCAGAGUCCAAUGACAUGCCAUAAGAUCUUACCUAUGGUUGAAUCUGUUCCAGCUAUUACUAGAAGACCGUUGAGACAAAAAAUUGUUUUGUAAAAUGAAUGAGUUGGAAUAGAUUAAAGUGACUUACUCAGCUGCAUGCAUGCAACCUUUAUCUAAAUUUCAAUACUGGAAUCUUCGAAGAUUUGUAGUUAAAAAUGGUCAUGAGGUUUCUUUGUCCGGAAUUCAAUUUCAAUUCAAUUCAAUUCAUUUAUUUCUAUAUUCAAA
Messenger RNA from Lytechinus variegatus (green sea urchin), 2751 nucleotides. RefSeq names its product cyclic nucleotide-gated channel cone photoreceptor subunit alpha-like. The record is from RefSeq and is a predicted model, not a curated record. Gene Ontology annotation, molecular function: voltage-gated potassium channel activity; protein-containing complex binding. Gene Ontology annotation, biological process: potassium ion transport; transmembrane transport. The transcript has 12 exons. Lineage: Eukaryota; Metazoa; Echinodermata; Echinoidea; Temnopleuroida; Toxopneustidae. Gene Ontology annotation, cellular component: membrane. The coding region runs from base 426 to 2510 and encodes 694 amino acids.